Betta splendens (Siamese fighting fish) is the source of this 2425-nucleotide messenger RNA. RefSeq names its product scavenger receptor cysteine-rich type 1 protein M130-like. The record is from RefSeq and is a predicted model, not a curated record. Gene Ontology annotation, cellular component: membrane. Bases 200 to 1948 code for a protein of 582 amino acids. Lineage: Eukaryota; Metazoa; Chordata; Actinopteri; Anabantiformes; Osphronemidae. The transcript has 9 exons.
AGUUAUUGGAACCAGGACAUGAGACCUCAUGCUUUAGUUUCUGCUUAGAAAGUAUUAUACUGUAAAGCUAGUGUUGAUGUUACUACUGUCCUUGACCUAUUGAUAGACAUUUGUUCAGUGCUGUACUUUUAGUGGUACCAGACUAUUUAACAAUUAUAGAAGACUCCACAGGUUCAACAGGCUGAGACUCGAGCUGGACAUGGACCACCUGCUGCUGCUGCUGCUGCUGUGGAGCGCAGGAGCCCAGGCUGAAGAAAAUCACACGUCAACAGAAUCCGAUGGGUUCAGGUUGGAGGGAGGAGACAGCCGCUGUGCAGGUAGACUGGAUGCUAAAAAUGAAGGUGAAUGGAGACCAGGAGUUGGAACUGCCUGGACACUGAAGAAAGCAGCUGUUGCCUGUGGAGCGCUGGACUGUGGUUCUGCUGUUUCUGUAGAAAACAGAGAAGAGUCCUCAGUCAGACCUGUGUGGCGGAUCAGCUUUGACUGUGUUAGUUCUGGAUCUGCUCUGGGGGAGUGUGUAGAAUCGUAUUACUCUUCCUCCUCUCUGUACCUCACCUGCUCAGAACCUUAUGAGAUCAGGUUGAUGGGAGGAAACAGUCGCUGUGCAGGUAGACUGGAGAUGAAGCAUGAAGAAGACUGGAGACCAGUGGAUGGAUCUGGCUGGACACUGAAGGAAGCAGAUAUUGUCUGUAGAGAGCUGGACUGUGGUUCUGUUGUUUCUAUGGAACAAAAAGAAACGCCUUUAAACAUAUUUGUGUGGCUGAUCAGCUUUGACUGUGUUCAGUCUGGAUUCACUCUAUGGGAGUGUGCAGAAUCAUUAAUAUCUGAUUCCUUCAUCCACAAUCUCAUCUGCUCAGACUCUGUCAGGCUGCUGAAUGGGACUGGUCUGUGUUCAGGCAGACUGGAGGUCAGGUCCAACCAGGGCUGGUCCUCAGUGUGUGAAGCUGACUUUGACCAGCAGGAUGCAGAGGUGGUCUGUAGGGAGCUUGGCUGUGGGGCUCCUUCAGCCCUCCAGGGGGCGCUCUAUGGAGAAGUGGAGGCUCCAGUGGGGUCCAAAGAGUUCCAGUGUGGAGGCCAUGAGUCUGCUCUGCUGGACUGUAGAAGCUCAGACUCAGCUAGAACCACCUGCUCAUCUGGAAACGCUGUUGGACUCACCUGCUCAGAACCUGAUGAGAUCAGGUUGAUGGGAGGAAACAGUAGCUGUGCAGGUAGACUGGAGAUGAAGCAUUAUGGAGAAUGGAGACCAGUGGAUGGAUCUGACUGGACCCUGAAUGAAGCAGCUGUUGCUUGCAGACAGCUGGACUGUGGUUCUCCUCUUUUUAUCAUAAAGGAAGAAGAGUGUUUAAUUAGACCUGUGUGGAGAAUCAGCUCUGACUGUGUUCACGCUGGAUCUGCUCUGAGGGAGUGUCGAGAAUCAUUUAGAAUUUUAUUUUUCUCCCUGAAUCUAACCUGCUCAGACCUGCUGCUUCAGCCAGUCAUCUCUGUUUCCUCCACUGACGGGGUCUCCCAGGCCCGUCAGCAGGGGUUGCAGGUGUUCAAAGGUUUAAGCUUCACAAUCCGCUGCUCCAUCCAGCCACAGUACCCAGGAGGCUCCUUCCAGCUUACCUUCACCCCCUCCUCAUCCAGUACAAACCUCAACUACAGCCAGCCAGCUGUUAAUCACUCUACCCACUUCCUGUUUCCUGUUGCAGAGCCCGCCCACCAAGGAAACUACACCUGUGUUUAUCAGGUGUACGUUUUCACCCAUAACUUCUCCUCUGAGAGCCGUCGACUGUCUGUCAGUGUCUCAGAUCCAACAGGGUUUCACCUCAAAGUGGUCUUCCUGCCUCUGACUUUGCUGCUGCUCUGCACUGCCCUUUACUUCUACUGUGAGGCCACCAGGGGGCAGACGUCCAUCAGACAGGAGGACAUGGAGCUGGUGAACUAUCCGCUGGGUGUGCACCUAUAGAGGAAGGAGACUUUCAGUAAAAACAUGACCUCACAUCCAGAAGGAUCUGAGUCAGGAAUUAAGCUGUGACUCUCCGCAUAUCCUAUUCUAUCCAGUCUGGUUACUAUGGAGAUUUAUUCUCUGAACUUAUCCUGGUCCAGAGCAGGUUAACAUCCAGGUUAGCUCUAGUGACUCUACCUGUUUUAUUAGCAAUUAAUGUUUUCUGUUAACAUGUUAAACAUUUUACUUAUUUUAUACUAACUUGAAGUAAGUUUUUUGAUGUAAGGCUUGUUUAAUAGAAUUUUAUCAAUGUUUAUGUGUGAAUCACAAUCAUUGUCGGGCUUAGUUUUACGUAGCUUGUUUCUCAUAUUAUUGUGGUUUUAAUGAAUAUGUGCAUUUUUGCAAUUGUUGAGUUUAAAUUAGGAUUAGGAUUAGGUCAGAUCCUCUGUCACUUAGUAAUGAUAAUAAAGUGCAUGCUGCCAUCAUCCAGUCAGUCCA